CUGAUGUGUGUGGUACUGCUUUGAAAAACUCAUGGAUAUGGUCAAAGCUGGGUUAUGUUCAGACAUUGGCAUUUGGUAUUCUAGUUUACUGUGGUAUGCUGUCUGCUUUAAUGGCUAUCAUCAUCCAUUAAUUAUAUUAUGUUUUGAACUUGAAUGGAGAAGGGAAGUUUGACAGUGCAUAGCUGAGACUGCACAAAUGGCAUGCCACUCUGAACAUGUCUGGUAUGGCUAAGGACAUUGUAGCAAUGACUUCAUACAUGUACACUAAAUCCCAAUGGCUCAGCAUUUGGUGAUUGGUCACAAUCAAUCCAAUCUUUGAGUUCACUGCAUAGAGAGUCAGUGUUUUCUGGAAUUGUAUAUGCCCCACAGUGUAUUUCAGACAGACUUCUAAAAGUAAUCACUUCACUGAUUAUUUUAAUUGCAAAAUUCAAAGCAGUGCAGCAUGGCCUAACUUUGUGCAUGUCAGCAAAGGUUUAGUGCACCUAUGUGUCAUUGGCAAGGACAAAGCAAAUGGUUUUCAUACAUUGGUUCAUAGGCAACACAUAAGAAUGGGAGAGGGUGGUAUUGUCAGUAUAGGUAUGACUUGCUAAAAUGCUCCAGAUUAACUAAAUGUAGUAUGAAACAGUCUUGAUAUCAGAAAGAGAAGGUGACAAGCUAUGAGUGACAGCUUGGGUGCUGGCCUUGAUGGUGUAGCAGAUCCACAGCUGAGGAGAUUUAUUGAAGGAGAGACUCACAAGCAAAAAUUCCAGGUGCUGGUGCACGGGCUGACGGACCAGUGCUGGGACAAGUGCAUGGUGGACCGGCCCAGCACGCGGCUCGACAACAAGACCGAGACGUGCCUAGUCAACUGCGUCGACCGCUUCCUCGACGCCUCCAACUACAUCAUCAACCGCAUGGAGAAGACGGCCGGGCUGGAGCUCGCCGCGCCCGCCACCCCCGAUUUCAUGCGUGACUAGUCGCCGUGCGGCCGUAGUCUGCGUGUAGUGACGUAGCGCCGCUGUCUGCCGACCACCGGCGUGCGCCGCCAUGUUCUCCCGGCUGCGUGGGUUCGUGCGGAGGCACCGCUACAAGCUGGCGGUGGUGGGCGCGCUGGGCGG
This is a messenger RNA of Pollicipes pollicipes, 1097 nucleotides long. Its product is annotated as mitochondrial import inner membrane translocase subunit Tim8 A. The transcript is spliced from 3 exons. Bases 657 to 956 code for a protein of 99 amino acids. The record is from RefSeq and is a predicted model, not a curated record. NCBI's taxonomy places the organism in Eukaryota, Metazoa, Arthropoda, Thecostraca, Pollicipedomorpha, Pollicipedidae.